Molecule: messenger RNA, 1323 nt
Organism: Eimeria tenella
Lineage: Eukaryota; Apicomplexa; Conoidasida; Eucoccidiorida; Eimeriidae
Product: putative ribosome biogenesis protein PYU1_G003694, related
Exons: 3
Coding region: 1-1323 (440 amino acids)
Biological process (GO): maturation of SSU-rRNA
Molecular function (GO): rRNA small subunit aminocarboxypropyltransferase activity
Source: RefSeq, a predicted model, not a curated record
AUGGGGCCCCCAGACCAGAAGAGGCCCCACGGAGCGGGGGGCCCCCCUGCCUUUGAGUUGAGGCUUUUAGACCCAGCUGUGAGGGGCUCUGCUGCUGCUGCAGCAGCGCCUGCAGACGCAGCAGCAGCAGCAGCAGUGAAGCCUCGUAACAAGAAAAAGGGAGGUGACCCUGAGCGCCGCAAGCAGUGCAGCAUCCACGCCCUUAUGAAACGCAUCUCACUUGAGUCGAAGUCUGCUGCUGCUGGCGGCGCUGCAGAAGCAGCAGCUGCAGCAGGAGAACCAGCAACGCCAGCAGCAGCAGCAGCAGCAACAGCCGGGGAGGCAUCCGACCCAGCAAACGCUUCUGUCUCCAGCUCUUCCCCUCCCUCCCAAUCACCAGCAGCAGCAGCAGCAGCAACAGCAGCAGCAGCAGCAGCAAAAGUGCCGGCUGAAAGCCCAAAUGAAGUUUCUCUUUUCAUGUUUGACUUCGGAGAGUGUGACGCUCAGCGCUGCAGCGGCCGCCGUUUGCUGCGGCACUGCAAACUCAACAAGAUAACAGCUGCUGGCAAAGUGCAGUACGCCCAGCGGCUGGGUGGCCGCAGCAGCAGCAGCAGCCGCAGCAGCAGCAGCAGCAGCAGCGGCAGCAGCGACAGCGAGACGGACGCGGACUCGAGACCUGGAAGCAAGGAGGGCGAGGGCUGCGCUGCUGCGGCACCCGCUGCCGGAGCAGCCGCAGCCCCCGCAGCAGCAGCAGCAGCAGCAGGAGCAGCAGCAGCAGCAGGAGGGCGCAGCAGCGGGGAGCUGCUGCGGGUGCGCGUGAAGGGGGGGCACUUCAAAGGCAUUUUGCUGUCGCCUUACUUCAACGAAAAGACCCAAAUCUUCAGUGCAGCAGAUGGGCCUUUGCUGCAGCAGCAGGGGCUGGCAGUGGUGGACUGCAGCUGGAACAGAGUCUUAGAAGGCAGGCGCUCGCAGCACAUUGACUUCGUUAAAAAGAACGUGCGAGUGCUGCCGCUGCUGCUCUGCGGCAAUCCGACCCACUACGGGGCCCCCAACAUCUUGACCUGUGCGGAGGCCCUUGCGGGGGCCCUUUACAUUGCAGGGUACCGGCGGCAUGCAAAUUUGCUGCUGCAGAGUUUCACUUGGGGCCCCCACUUUUUGGAGUUGAACAGCACCUUUUUGGAGCGCUACACUCGCGUGUCUUCUGCUGCUGAAAUGAAGGCCCUCAAGCUGCAGCAGGAAGCCGAAAUGCUCGCCAAAAAGGCCCAAAAAGAAGAAGACAAAGCAACAAAUCAAAAAGGCUACACCGCAAUCUACACAGACUUAGAACCAGAAGCAGACACCUAG